ACAACUGGCUCUGCUCCCUAGCCAGCAAUUUACUCCAAAGCUACUGAUUGGCCAGGCCACUGACAGAGGGCCGGGACAGAACCUCUAUAUCUUCCUAAAGGAGGCAAAGGCAGCUACAGAUCGUGCUGAAGUUGAGUUCGGGCAGUCCCACCGUCCUGUUCACAGCUUGAGCUCACAACCCAGCAAGUCAAAAUGUGCAAAGGACUAGCAGCCCUGCCCCACUCCUGCCUGGAAAGGGCCAAGGAGAUCAAGACUAAGUUGGGGCACUCUCCUGCAGAAGCCCGAUGCCACCAUUGAUUUUAUCAUACCGUAUCCUGAUAAGCCAGAAAAAGCCUGUGAAGACCCCAAAGCCUUCAUCAGAAGAGGCUCUACAGUGGCGUGAUUCCCUUGAGAAACUUCUUCAGAAUAACUAUGGACUUUCCAGCUUCAAGAGUUUCCUGAAAUCUGAGUUCAGUGAGGAGAACAUCGAGUUCUGGAUUGCCUGUGAGGAUUAUAAGAAGACCAAGUCACCCAUCAAGAUGGCUGAGAAGGCAAAGAAAAUUUAUGAAGAAUUCAUCCAAACUGAGGCUCCUAAAGAGGUGAACAUUGACCAUUUCACUAAGGCUGUGACCAUGAAGAACUUGGUGGAACCUUCACCAAGUAGCUUUGACAUGGCCCAAAAGAGGAUCCAUGCUCUGAUGGAGAAGGAUUCCCUGCCGCGAUUCAUCCGGUCGGAGUUUUAUCAGGAACUGAUUAAGUAACAAUGUGAAAGGCAUCUUGGGAGUUCUUUCCCCGCAACAGCAACCUCUCUCUUUUUUUCCAAUAACGUACAAAGUUUUCCAUAAUAGCUCUAACCUGAAGAUUACCCAACCUGAAUACAUCCCAGGUGUUGUUGCUAAGAUAUUAUCCCCCACAUUGUUAUGGAUAUACUCAAGUUUGACCAGUGUUCCCUAUUUCACAGAAAUACAACCUCAGAAUCUCAGAAUUGGAAGGCACCCACAGAGACUGUCCAGUCCAGUGCAGACCUGAAUGAGAAUCCUUACCACUAUAUUCUUGAGGGUAGUAAUCUAGCCUCUUCUCCUCCUCUUGUAUGAAUAGGACAUCGAGCCUUGUUGUUCACCCAGACCAGUUAGUGCAUGGUCAGAACUAAAGCAAAUAUGUAGACCUACUUAAGAUAUAUAUCUACUCCUUAAUACCAUUAUAGUUACUUAGUAAGAAAUGGCAUUAUCUUUGAAUUACCAUUAUUUUCUUUGGGAAAAGUUACCUUGACUAUCUCUAGAAGUAUAGGGAGAUGGAGUAGUCAGUAUUUUCCAAAACAACGUGGUCUUUUAGCAACCCAAAUUCUUUCCGUAGUUUCUGCUAUCAGCACUAGUGAACUCAUAAUCACAGUAGCCACGCAUGCCCCCAAGAUGCCUGAUAAAGCCCUUAACUCAUGGUACCAAGGUAUUUUAUGGUAUAUUUGUACGCCUGUCUAUUUUGGUAUGUUAAGAGACCUUGUUCUAUUUCUUUCCCCUGUAGUAGAUGUGUCAAAAUAACCUUUCUUCAAACUGUUGGGACAUAGAAAUGAAAUCUGGAAGUCUGAGCAUAUUUGAACCCUGUCUUCAAACAAACUCGUGGGGGCAAUUGAGGUUUUGAUGAUGGAUUUCACUCAGAGGAGAAGGGUUCUGAUGCUAGCAGGAGGAAUAAAAUGUAUGUUGUGCUUAAAGCAGAAAGAAUAAAUUGUUUAGUUUCCAGCAAUCUAUUUUCCCUUUCCCCUCCCUUUUUUCCAUUUGUUUCUGUUAUUGUCAGUCCACUAAUUCUAUAAGAUUAUUACACUUUGAUUCAUUUGUUUCUUAAGGACCAUCCUGAUGUCUCUUUGUUCUUUAAGACAAAGCUAACCUGACCCCUAACCCACCUCCAUGUAUAAUUUUCCCAGGAUAUUUCAUCUCUAUUGAUGCGCCAUUGCUUCACAUUUAGCAAAUGUCAAGGUGGAGGGGGAUGAGGUAGGUAGAAUAGUUAAAAGUCACUACCCACAAUUUCCUUCAGGUCUGCUAUGAAUCUCUCCUUCUAGAUCAGAUGCUCACUUCAGACAACAAUCAAUGACCCUCCCUCUCCCUGGUAUCUUGAUUUGGAAGACCCUUUGUUCCAACAGCUCAGGAAACCAGUAUUUUAUUCGGUGGCUUUAAAAAUUUAGACUUAUAGUGAGAAUGCGAAGGACAUGGUUGGACCUGUUGAGUGAUUAGUGUAGACCAGCCACAGAAAAAGAAUACCCCAGGGCAGACUUAUUGGCCCACAUUUUCCAGAGUAGCUUGUCAACACAGCCAAAAAAUUUGACACCUUGGCCUAUGUGAUUCAGGCCUUAAUGGUGGGGUUAGGGAAAAUGGGACCCUCUUUGGCAACCAGAGGUCCAAGAAAGACUGAAGAGAUUUGGAGACUGGUUUUAAUGGUAUCACAAUGUCCACAAAAAUGCAAAAACAAUUCAGCCAAAAAUCCAUAUAUUUUCUCUAGACUAUACCAAAUGUCAUGCUAUUUGAGCUUAUUCAGAACCUGACUUUUUAGUCUCUGUAUCUGUUUCGGGUCAAAACAGGCAAAACUUGAGUGUUCUCAGCAUAGACAGUGGCUCAGGAUGAUGGAGAAGAAUUGUCAGGAAGGAGGGUAAGAACUGUCUUCUCUAGAAUUUUUCCUGAGCUGUAUCAGCAGGAGGGCAAGGUGCUAAAAGGCUGUUUGUCUCCCAGCCUGUCAAGCCAGCUCUUUUUAGUAGACACCCCCAAAUUAAAUGUGGUGAUGUUUUUAAAUGCAGGACAGACAUCCUCCAAAUAGAUGAAUUAACUGUAAAAGACCACAAACAAGAAAAAAAUGCUGCAACUCAAAUUAGGAAAAAAUAAGUACUUUUAAAUUUCUGAAGAAACUUAUCUGAGAAUCUCUUUUAUUUAAAGAAUCAAACAAAAAGUAUUUUUAAAAAAUCCCUGUGUUUCAAGUGGUUUCCAUAGAAACAUGAUGAAAAUAAUUUUUUUUUCCCAGGGAAGAGGAGGAGUUGAGAUAUUCAUUCCAGAAUUUUUUAAAAAUGUAAUAGACUUGCAUUUUUCCCCUCUUUUCCCCUGAGCAAAUUGCCUGGAAAAGUAUAAAAUUUAAUGACAAGGGAACCUCGUGGUGAUUCCAUUUUCCUUCCUUGUGAAAAUAUAACUGCUGCUGUAAGUUGGCUUUGACUGUGUGAGGCUGUGGAUGGUGAAGGAACCAAACGGGGUUAACAGAAGUGGGGAUCAUGUUUCUCAUCCUACACAAAAAUACAAUGAAGAUGAGCCCUGGAAACCAGGCUUUUUACAGCCUGGGUUUACCAUGAAUUUGAGUUGGGUAAGAACAUGAGCUAAGGCAGUGCUGGGACAAAGAAACAGGACAGUGAUUGUGAAGAAAAAGCCAGAUUAUGUUGUUCCCAUUUGUUUGCUAAAAGUCCUCAUGGAAGUAUUCAUGAGUGGAGACACAUGGAAACACAUUCUUUUUCUAGCUUUCUUUCUCUCUCAACUGAGCUCCCAGAUGGAGAUGUUGUGAAGUGGGUGUUCUAUUUUAAGAAAAGCCAAGGCAAUUUAGUCCAGGCACUGCCCAAAAAGAGCUAAAUGAAGUUAUAAAUGAAGUUCAAGGCUUCUUUCUCCCUUUAGUCAUCUCCUGGACAGAUAAGGUUGCAUGGCAAAUAUGAUUGUAAAGGGACAGGUUGAACCUUGGUGAGAAAAAGAGUUUUUAUAUAGCUUCUCUCUGUGUCUCCUCCAAAUAAGUUCAUCGUAUGCAAAAUUGAGGUUGAGCUAAAGAUGAUAGCAAGGUGGGAGGUAUGAAAACAAUGUGAUUGUUCUUUUUCUCUAAAUCAAGAUUCCCCAAUUCCAGCUCAUUCAAUACAGUCUUAACUAAAGGGCUCCAUUUGUGCACCCUUCAUUUUCCAAUUUCUGUAAAAUUAGAGUUUAUGCCUAAUAUGCAGACAAGUGAAACUAUCCUUUCCCACGCCGCUGAUAAAAUUGAAAAAAAAAAAACAACCCAGAAUCUCCCACCAAUUUAACGAUGGAGCUAAUGUUGAAGCAAUCUGACCUGGAUUGUGAUGUCACCUAUAGUUUAGGCUAGCUAAAGGCUUCUGGCUUCAAGGCACUAGAGCUGGCCUGCUUCUGGGAAACAGACACAUUCUGAUACAAUCGUUUUGGCUUCCAUUCUAUCCUUCAUUCUGUGCUUAUUGCUAUUAGGACUAUGUGACUGACAGAUGGGUUUUCCCUCUUUCUGAAUACUUAAUUUACCUAGGCUACUUUUUUAAAAGGAAUCUUAAAGAGCAUUAAUUUCAUCAUUGAGCCAUAGCUUGUGUGACAUUCGAUCAUCUUAUUGGCCAAAAUGUUUCAGGAAAAGGACUUCCUUCCAUAAAAAAUGUCUUAUCUAGCUGCACAUGGUCCCACUCCUCCUGGCAGACAAGGGUGAGCUAGGGAAAGGUGUGCCAGACAUAUGUGAACCGCCAUCCAUUAAAGGGAAUCAAAGCUGCAUGCUAAGUUUUUCUCACAAAUCACCAAGAAAAAAAAUACUCUUAAUGGCUAGGAGACAAUUUUGAACAACCGUCAGACCUGAUUUAUACAAAGCCAAAAUAUCUGCCUGCUGCCACUUUUCAAAUUGUUUGGAAGGCACUUGCUUCUUAACAAUCAGUGCCUUCACAGUUCACUGAAUGAUGAAAAAGUGGCUAGAUGAGAGCUGCAUUUUAACCCCAGGAAAGCUUCUGAUUACAGAAAAGAACAGCUGGGGACCAGGUGUUCAUUCCUAUUGGUCUAGAGUCAGCUGGAAAGGCAGGAGCUUGUGCUGAGGAGUGGGGGGGAUUGGGGAGUUUCCAUGACCCUUUAAGGAGUUUGAACCCCAAGAGCCUGCUAACUCUUUGAGGGUUCAUGGCUUGGGAUCAUAGUGAAAUUCACCAACCCCCUGAGUGGGACUGUCAUGUGGUGUGAGCCAAGCUCACCUUUCACUUUAGUCAUCCCUCCUGAAGCUGAUGGUGGGAAACUCAUCCUUCUUCCCCAGGAGGCAUGUCUGGGGCCUGCCAGAAGGGUUUGUCCUUAAGACAUCUCAUGUUCCAUCUGAGAUAAUGCUCCCAAAAAUGAAUGGAAGCCUGCCUAAGCUUUUAAGAGGAAAAAAAUCAAAAUAAAAAACCAAAUACUUUAGAAACUUUAUUUUAAUUGUAUUGUUUAACGUUAAUCCAUCUACUUACUCUUUGAUUUUUUUUUUUUACUGAACAAACUACCAAUAUUUUUCCCAACAUACAUGACCAAUUUAAAUGACUUCCUUGUCAGGUAUCUAUCCAUUUUCCUUCCUUAAACUUCUCAUUUCUUCCCCAAGACUGCCCUUUACCUCCAACCUAUCCCUUGGCAAGGGGAAAUAGAGAUAGUGGAUGGGAACUAGCUAUCUGGAUGAAACAAUGGGUAACUUUAGGAACCCUCGUUACUAUAAAGGAAAAAGAUCAAGUCCCAUUGACAUAGGCCAAAUGGAGAGUUGGAGAAUUUGACAGUGGCUUAGUACAGUAGAAUGAGGUCAUCUUGAUAAAUUUGGUUAAAGGGGCAUUUUCCCCUCCUCAGAAGCAGGACUUAAGGGGAAGGGAGAGAUGGCCCCCAAUUUGAUAGUUGCUUCAACUCUCAAUCUCACUUUCCUUUUAGUUCAUACAACCCAAGUACUUGGGAAGGGGUUUGGAAAUCUGUGAUCUGACAUUUAUCCAAUGAUCAUCUACUACAGGGACAUUUGUACUUUCCUCCUCAUUUUAUUAGCCAAUGUUUUAUGUACUCUGACAUACAUUGUGAUCAAUAAAACACCAAACAUGUAUUCUGUAAUCAUAUCACAUAUAUUAUAUCAUAUAUUAAAUUCAUAUCUAUAUGUUAACAUUA
Messenger RNA from Dromiciops gliroides (monito del monte), 5840 nucleotides. RefSeq names its product regulator of G protein signaling 5 (gene RGS5). The coding region runs from base 285 to 740 and encodes 151 amino acids. Lineage: Eukaryota; Metazoa; Chordata; Mammalia; Microbiotheria; Microbiotheriidae. The transcript has 5 exons. The record is from RefSeq and is a predicted model, not a curated record.